Molecule: messenger RNA, 4362 nt
Organism: Hydractinia symbiolongicarpus
Lineage: Eukaryota; Metazoa; Cnidaria; Hydrozoa; Anthoathecata; Hydractiniidae
Product: extracellular calcium-sensing receptor-like
Exons: 3
Coding region: 698-3349 (883 amino acids)
Biological process (GO): regulation of synaptic transmission, glutamatergic; G protein-coupled glutamate receptor signaling pathway
Cellular component (GO): membrane
Molecular function (GO): adenylate cyclase inhibiting G protein-coupled glutamate receptor activity
Source: RefSeq, a predicted model, not a curated record
UAACAGUUAACGCAUGUGUAAGCUUUUAUUAUUGAAAGACAUAACUAUAUAUGUAAAAAUUUAUUGCCAAUGAGAGUUGACCUACUAAAGACAGGUAAGAUAUAUGAACUCAGGCCUAUGCAAAAAAGCAUUCAUUCACUGUUAUCAAAAAAUACAACUUAGGAACCCAGCGAAUAUUCAUAAUACUGCACUUAAAUAUUAAUGUUCGCGUGAAUUAUAGGAAGACCAAUUUCAUGUGAGCAGAUGCUCUUCUGCAAAUAAAUAAACAAAUAAUUGCGAUUUUCUAUUCAACUCAGAUAACACUCCAUCGUAGAGGAAUUUAGUAAUCAGUUACACAUUAUUAGUAGGUGAGGGACCGAAAAGACAACGUAUGUAUGGAUGGUAAACCGCUUUAAUCCAUUUUCGAGGUUUGGGUUGAUUUGUUUAUUAGUUUUGAUUAAUAUUAAACGGUGGUAUUCUUCACUUUGAAAGAAGUUUGUUAUAAUACUUCAUAUGACACACAGUAGUUCUUCUGCUUUUAAUUAACGAUCAACUUAGAAAAGAAUUCCUUAAGCAAACCCAACAAAGCGAACAAAUGAGGAAUAAAAAUGGAAAUAUAUGUGUGGUAAAAUUAGGAUCGUAGAUUGUAUUGUGGUUAAAGAAAGUGGUAGUUGAUUAACUUGAUAUCUGUAACAAAAGAAAGAGGGCCGCCUGUGUUAUGAAUAUCUGUUGCAUUCUUUUGCUCACGUUCUUAGUCUUCAUUUCAAUCCAGUCUAAAAAACAUCCUUUAUCAUCUUUCUCAAAAUGUCGAGCUGAUAUAGUUGUAGCUGGCUUGUUUCCCAUUAAGAUUGCAACAGCGAAACAAAAUGCAAGCACAAGGGAAUGUAUCGGUGAAAUAAGCUCUCAUGGCAUACAAGAAGCAAUGGCUAUGGUGUAUGCUGUUUACAGUAUAAACAAAGCGAAUGCACUCGUUCCUAAUUGUACUAUCGGUGUAGAUAUUGCUGACUCCUGUGAUGCAAACGAACACGCCAUUAGAAAGUGUUUACAAUUCAAUUUUGUAAAAGCUGCUAUGAGAAACGAUUAUUCGUACGUGAACGAUUUUUAUUAUUCCCCAUAUCGUUUAAGAAGUAACACGGUUGCGGUAGUGGGCAUUCGUAAAAGCAGUAUUAGUAAUAGUAUCGCUACAAUGACGAAUUUAUUCGGCGUGCCAACGAUAAGUUACGGGUCAACCGAUCGUAAAUUGAGCGACAAGGACAGAUUCCCAUCGUUUGCGCGUACAAUUCCGACCGAUAAAUUAUUAGCUAAAGCAAUUUCGGCGUUGAUUCGGAAAUUAAAAUGGAAUAUUGUUUAUGCGAUUCAUGAUAUGACGGAUUACGGACUAGCUGGUUUCUCAAGCUUUCAAAAAUAUAUUGAAGAUAGCAACUUAGAAGCGAAGGAUAAAUCUGACAAAAUAUGCAUUGCUAAAACCUUCAGUCUAAAAAGCAUUACGGAAAACACCACCAACUUUGAGGAAGCAUUGAAGGAAGAUUCUUUUGUGCGAGGGUUUGUUUUGUUUCUACAUAAAGAAAAAGCAACCGAGUUGUUGCUUCAAAUAUUCAGCCUUAACUUAACGUCAUAUACUUGGAUUUUCUCUGAAGGAAUUGAUGUGACAUAUAAGCUCGAGAAAAUGUUUUCAACCUUCCACACAGGGAAUGUUGUCAUAUCUCUUCAACCUGCAAGUUAUGAUUUUCUUAGAUCUUCAAAUCUAGCAGAAUACAAGCGUUUUGUUGAAGAGAACAUUGUCAACACCGAAUUGUACGAUCUUAUACCUUUUCUAAAGGAGUGCGUCCAGAAAAAUUGUUUAUUGCUGAAGAAGCCGUCAUAUUUUUUACCAUAUGUAAUUGACGCUGUAUACGUGGUUGCACAUACCUUGCAUGAUAUGGGUGUUUGCUGCGGGAAGUUAUGUAAUCCUGACCAGAAUUUCGAAGAAUUUGGUGGUUUACGAAUGCAGGAAAUCUUAAAUGUUACGUUCCAUAGCGCACUUGGCUAUAGAUUCGAAUUCGACAAACACGGUGACGUCAUGGGUCAGUACGACAUUAUGAUGCUAAAGGAAAGUCCGGUACCGAAACUAGAAUUAGCGGGUAUUUGGGACAGCAGAAAGCCAGCGAGUAUCAAAUUAAAAUAUUUACAAGAGAAAAUUACGUUAUUGGAAUUGUUGCAAAACAACCCGGUUUCCACAUGCGAUGUUGCAUGUGGGAACGGCAUGGGUAAAGAAGCAAGUGGCAGGCAUCCGGAAUGCUGCUCAGUAUGCGUGGAAUGUCAACCGGAUGAAUAUAUAAGUAGUAAAUCUCAAGCGUGUGAACCAUGCCAAACAUUUUUCACUCCCAAACCUGAUAAAUCAGCAUGCGUAGAAUUAAAAAUAAACACGAUUAAAUACAACGACAAGAUCGGCAUCGCUUUGACAACAUGUGCUGUGUCGGGACAAAUCAUAGUGAUUUUUGUCAUGUCGGUGUUUUGUAAAUAUCGACGAACUCAUAUUAUAAAAGCUUCGAGUUGGGAAAUAUCGGUAACGAUGCUUGUUGGAAGUCUUCUGUGUUACGCCUCGCCAUAUGUAGUCAUAGGUGAUAUAAGUGAUACAACGUGUCGAGUAAAUCUGAUUGGUUCAGGGUUAUCGCUCAGCUUGCUGAUUGGCGCAUUAUUUGUAAAAACAAAUCGUAUUUACAGAAUUUUUAGUAAAGAUGUUCUUCGAAAAGGAACGCCAAAAUUUCUCGGGCGUGGAUGGCAGCUCUCCAUUGUAUUGCUGAUAACAUCCUUUGAUUGCUUGCUAUCUGUUUCAGUAGCUUUUUAUCCCCUCGAUCCUGUUCGUUAUGAACGAAUGCACUCCUCCGCAGAGAACAUCGCGUAUGCGUUAUGUUAUUAUGGAAAAGGAGCCGCAGGGGUGUGGUGGAUGUUUCAUUGCAUUUUGGUUUUUAUAUGUACUUAUCAAGCAGUUUUGACGCGAAAAGUUCCAGGUAAUUAUAACGAAGCCCGGAACAUUAUGCUGGCUAUGAUGGCAAUAAGUUUAGAGAUGCUGUUCGUUUUACCAAGUUUCUAUUACGGAACAAUUGGAUUUUAUCGGCAGCUAACUUUGGCGAUAAUUAAUUUGGUAUCAGCGUCGAGUACACUCUUUUUCAUGUUCUUACCGAAAAUAUAUAUUUUGUUCUUUCGACCUUCCGAAAACAAAGAACAUCUGCCGCACGGCACAUUAGGGAGUUUUGCUUCUAUCCGACACGAGGAAGCGACAUUUGCAAAACGACGGAAACUAGAUGACGUUGACGACGAGGUGUCAAAAGCAACAAUAUCCAGCCAGUUGUACAAAGAAGUGGCUGUAAUUUCCAACACCCGAUUGUAAAAUCGGAAAAGAAAAAUGCCCAGACUUCUUGUCCUGUUUUUAGAGUCAAAAACUGUUUUCUUUUCUGCCUUUCGAGUAUUUUGAGAAUUGAUGUUGAAUUUCGCUUGAAAUUUAAUGACGCGAAACUAUUCUGUCAGUAUAUGGUGCGAAAUCGUUCUUCAACGAAACUAAAAAAAUACGAUCGACUGAUGACAGAAAGUAUUCGGGUUACAAAUACAUCAUGCAAAAUAAUAAAAACGGGACACUCUCAACGUUCAGUGACCUAGUGUUAUGGCAAGGUGGUUCCUCCUUGGUCCGAAUAUGUAUAAUGAAUAUAAUAACGAAUAUGAAUACGAAAAAAAAAAUGACGCGAAAUUUUCUUGUUAAAUGGUGCGAGAAUUUCUUUGACCAUCAACGUUGUUUUGAUGAAACAUGACAACGAGAAAGUCUUAAGAUUUUAGUUUUCACUUCGAACUUUGACGUCCUUCAAAACAACAAAACUCCCUUACGUGACCUAAUGAUAAACAACAUACUUCCCCCAUGGUCCGAGUCCGAGUCUUUUAUAACGAUAAAUUGAAAGCGAAAAAUUUUUUGUGUUUAAAAUUUGAUGUCAUAUUUCACGAAAAUUAUUUUGACGAGUUUCUUUAUCUUUUGACUGGAAUUUCCUGGAAGUUAAAAUGAUGUCAAACUAAUAGCGAACGUGUCUACUACUUUCUAACUUUUUAAAAAUCAAAAAUUUUGUCCCUUGCUUCACCAGGAUUUUACGAUUUUUUCCUCAAAGACCUCAGAACUAGGUUGCUCAAUAGACGGGAGAUUGAUUUUAAAAACACAACGCGAUAUUUAGUAAUAAGAUAUAUAAAAUUUUUAAAAUUUUGAAUUUCUGUAUUAUACAUCGCCAAAUAUUUUUGUUAACUAUGUUACAAUAAAUAGCUUAAGAAUUGUUAAAAAAUUUUCUUUUUUCUCAAUAAAUUACGUAUAUUUACUUUUACAAGUUUUGUUUUUAAAUUUUACUGCAAAAACCAACAUUAUAUAUA